GAUCCCUGCAUAGUAACAAUUCGUACAAAUUCGUAUAUUAAUAACAUGGUAGCCCCAAGAAAAGUGGCAUGCUUUAGAGGUGCUCGUAAUCUCGAGGAGGUACUGGGUGAUUUUGCAGGAAACACUUCUAAUGCAGUGGAAAAGUGCGCUGCGUUGGCUCGCGACAAACAUUACAUAAUGUUCGCGUUGGGGGAGAAUAGUGUGUGCCUAUCCGGAGCAGACGUUUAUAACAGAUACUAUAGCAGUGGUACUAAUAAUGCGAAAUGUAUAGACGGCAUUGGCAAGGGAGAUAGUAUGUUCGUGUAUUCCUUAGGUUAGUAGUGUUGCUUUAACUACAUCGUUUGAUCGUCUAAAAGCCAAUGCAGAACUAGAGCUGCUGCAAAAACACGCGACCACAAGUCUUUCAAAUAGAUCGAAACCGUGACUUCAGUGGUUACAAAAUUUUGAUUACUUUAAUAUGAUCUUACUACCAAUAAGAGAAAUGACUCUUGUUCAAUUGUCAUGCUUUUUCUUUGUUUUAUGGUCUAACUGUUUUUUACGGGGAGGUUUUGCCCUGAAGUCUAACCCCAGUUACCCUUUUUAGCAUCAUUUUUGUCUGACGGAAAACAAGAUACCCCUUAUUGACAAAUGGUGCCUCUUUCACAUACCUAGUCAUUUUGCGUCCCUUUUAACUGUCAUAAAUGCCAGUCUUAAAUAUAUGAAUAAAUCUCAUAAUUCAUUAGAGCGUUUUCUCUACUUUUAAUCAUUUUUUUUUCUCGUCUUAAUUUUUUGUUUUUUAAUUUCUUAUGCAGAUCGCUUGCCUGAUCUACAGCCAAUUGGAUGUUACAAUGGUGACAAAAACCAGGGCGCCUUACCGGUUAUUUACGCAAAUUUCAGUGGUCAGAUUAACUGGACACAAGUGGAGACAGUGCAACAGUGCGCACAAGUGGCCUUCAACAGAGGUUUCGAAUACUUCGCCGUUCAGGAUUAUGGAGAAUGCUACACUGGAGACGAUGCUUCGGAAAGAAAUACCAAAUAUGACAAGAGUGACGAUUGUGUGGAGACUGACAAAAAGUCAGGAUAUAAAGUGGGCAAAGAGAACACUUAUUUUGUUUAUCGGAUACACUAG
Messenger RNA from Porites lobata, 1108 nucleotides. Lineage: Eukaryota; Metazoa; Cnidaria; Anthozoa; Scleractinia; Poritidae. The record is from the annotation of a GenBank genome assembly.